Molecule: messenger RNA, 2188 nt
Organism: Drosophila arizonae
Lineage: Eukaryota; Metazoa; Arthropoda; Insecta; Diptera; Drosophilidae
Product: dystrophin
Biological process (GO): synaptic signaling
Cellular component (GO): plasma membrane
Molecular function (GO): protein binding; zinc ion binding
Source: RefSeq, a predicted model, not a curated record
UUCUGAAAAGUAAUAAUACAAAAUGCACGAUCCCAGCGAUUAUGAUUCAGUCUGUAGUGACGAGGAUUUCAUGAAUGUUAUACAGGGCGCUGAAACGCCCCCAUUAAUGAACUAUGAUGAAUUUAUGGUAAAAACCAUGGAUGAACGACAGCACAUACAGAAGAAAACUUUUACGAAAUGGAUCAAUUCACAUCUAAGCAACACCCAGUGCACACCAGUUAAUGACUUGUUCCUGGACCUGAGAGAUGGCCAUCGCCUGCUGGCCUUGCUCAGCACCCUGACACAAACUCAGCUGAAACCCGAAAAGGGACGCAUGCGCGUGCAUCACAUCAACAACCUGAACAAAGUGCUGCAGGUGAUCCAGCAGCACGGGGUCAAGUUGGUGAACAUCUCCAGCGACGACAUCGUGGGUGGCAAUCCGAAGCUGACGCUGGGCCUCAUCUGGCUGAUAGCGCUCGAGUUCAAUGGCCAGCAUCUAGUCAAGAGCCAUUCAAGCAAUGGCGUUGAGAAGUCCCUGCUGGCCUGGGCGCGGCAGUACACAGACCCGCACGGCUUGGCGCUGAAUGAUUUCGCCAGCUCUUGGGCAGAUGGGCGCGCCUUUCUCAUGAUACUCGCUGCCCACCUGGAUGAGCUGGACCUGGAGCGGGCGCUGGCGCAGCAUGCACUGCAGCGACUGCAUCUGGCCUUUGACCUGGCGCACCGGCACUUCAAGAUCGAGAAGCUGCUGGAUGCGGAAGAUGUGCACACACACAAGCCGGACAACAAGUCCAUACAGAUGUACGUGAUGUGCCUGUAUCAUGCCAUGGAAUCGAUGCGAGCCAUCGAGCGCGACCGAGUGCCCUGCACAAGCAUCACAGACCUGGACGAGGUGCCGCUCGAUAACGAGCGGGAGCUCUACGCCUCGGACAGUGCGACCAGCAUGGAGCUGAAGUCGCCGGCCGAGGAGAGCUCGGUGCGGCCGCUGAGCACGGCGACCAAUGUGAGCGUCGAGAUCAGCAGCUAUCAGGCGGCCUUGGAGGCGGUGCUGACGCUGCUGUUGGAGGAUGAGCAGCUGCUCUCUCAAGAUCUGCCCGAACCAGAGAACUUUCAGGCGGCCAAGCUGCAGUUUCACGAGAACGAGAGCUUCAUGCUGAAGCUAACCGAACAUCAGGAGUUUGUGGGCGAGGCGCUCGAGGAGGGCAGCAAUCUGAUCAAUGAAUCGCAGAAAAAGGAUGGCUCCAGCCUCUCGCAGGUGGAUCAGAAUGAGGUGCGUCAACAGAUGGUCCUGCUGAACGAGCGCUGGGAGACGCUGCGUCUGCGCGCCCUUGACAUGCAAGCCAAGAUUCUGAUGCGGCUGGCAGAGUUCCAGAAACAAAAGCUGGAGCAGCUGCGUCAGUUCCUCACCAAUGUCGAGGAUCGCAUCUCGCACAUGAGCGACCUGGGGCCGACCUUGGCCGAGGCCGAGCAGCAGUUGGCGGAGGCACGCCAGCUGAAGGCGGAUCUGUCCGAGCAGCAGGAGCUGGUGGAUAGCAUUAGCAGCAUGGUGGUCAUUGUGAACGAUACCUCUGGCAAUUUCAACGAUCUGGAGGAUCGCCUGAGUGCGCUGGGUGAGCGCUGGUCCCACGUGGUCAAGUGGAUAGAUUUGCGCACCGAGAAGCUGCAGCAAUACAAAUGCAUCUCGCGCUGGCUGGAUGCGCGCGAACAGGACCUCAAGCGCAUGGAGAGCCGCGAUGUCACCGACGUGGGCGGCAUCACACAGCGCAUCAACGAGCUGAACUACUGUGCCAAGGAUCUGCUCGAGCUGCAGCGCUAUCUGGUCGAUCUGCGGCAAAUGGUGGCCGCCACGCUGCAGGAUGGCGAUGACAAGGGCGAGCGCGUACUCAUGCAGCUGGAGAGCUAUGAGGAUCGCCUGGAUGCACUCAAGCAGAUCCUGGAGGUGCAAACGCAGCGCAUCGAGUCGAAGGGCUUCAACUUUGGACGUGAGCGGGCCAGCUUCGAUGAUAGUCGAGUGCUGCGGCCAGAGGGCUGGGUGGACUAUCAAAUGAUUAUACGAUUCGGCGAGGACGAGGGCGAGGAGGAGGACGAAGAUGAGCCCGAGCAGAAGCAGUCACAGCAGCAGCAGUCACAGCAUGCAAACUCAAUAUAUGGAGCGUCGGGCCAGCCAAAAGAGCAAGACCAGACUGCUUUCCGAGCAGCGCUUCUUCAAUAG